GCAUUGCUGAAAUGAGAACUGACGGAACAUUCUUGGAACUUUGCUUACCAACAAAUCGUCGUCAGCUGAGGAAGACGGAGAGUUUCACGCAGAGGGAGGAGUCGCCAGGGCCAGGUCUCGCUCCCCUCCACUCUAGUCACCUUCCUCGUCAUCUUUAUUACACACACACGUCUACGACACCAGCGUUGAGAUGGAAGGGAGUGUGACUCUGAUCAUAAAAGCAGCCAAUCAGAGUGUUCCAGACCAACAUAUGAACUGUGACUUGGACUGGUCUGUGCUGUACCUCAAGGACCAUCUCUCAUCUGCUCAUCCUUCUAAACCAAAAGUGGAUGAACAGCGCCUCAUCUAUUCUGGCCAAUUACUGCUCGACAAUUUACUGUUACGAAACGUUUUGCGACAUCCUACCGAAAAUAACGCUUACACAAUCCACCUUGUUUGUUCACCAAAACGUAAAUCUCCACACACGACAAGUUCGCAAACGACGCCCUCUGGCACUCAAAGAGGACAGUCUUCACCUGGGUCUUCACCAGCUGGUAGACAGUCACCUCAACAGGUGCUGCCAGAAAUGAGUUCAAACCAAGAUGCAGAUAGAGUGGUCCCUCAGCAAGUUGGAUCUCCACAGGACACCUCAGUAAAUAAUGAUUCAACUGAUGGGCUUCGGCGUCGGAAUGUGGCCAACAGUAAUGAAGCGUCUGUACCAACAUCACAGAGUAUAGAUGCCACUUCUGCGUAUCCAUCCCAAUCCCAAAUUCCAGUUGGUGUACUUCAGGCCAGUACAGAUCCUAUGCAGCAGAUGGCUGCUAUGCAGCAGAUGUAUGCACAUUACAUGGCAUACAUACAAUAUAUGCAGAUGGGUGGUGGUGUUGGAGGGAUUGCUUGGCCACAGCAGAUGGUGCAAUUGCCUACACCACCGAACCCGGCCACAGCCACCACAACUGCAGCACCUACACUUACCUCACCACAACCCACUCUAGACCAGCAUGAGCAGCUGCAGCAGCAGCAAGAUCAGAAUGAACUAGCACAACAGCAGCAGCAACAACCACAGCAGAUUAGAAUGAAUGCACAAGGUGGUGAAGUGGAGGAUGAUGACGACGAUGAAGGAAUGGGCCGUGAUUGGUUAGAUUGGAUCUAUGUCCUGUCACGAAUGCUGGUUCUUCUGUCAAUUGUUUACUUCUAUUCAACACUCUCCAGGUUCAUGGUAGUUGUCUGCAUCGCCAUGCUUUUAUACCUAUAUCAAGCAGGCUGGUUUAGACCUGCACGAAGAAUAGAGCAACCACAGCUAGCUGAGAAUGAUGUAAACAACAUCCAAGAUGACAGAAAUAACAAUGUUAAUAACAACAACAACAACAACGAGAUUCCAGAGGAAAUAAGAAAUCCUGAAGAACCAUUAAUUGAUGUAAAUGAAGACAAUGAGGUGAACAAUGAAGCUACCGAGAGGGUUGUUGAGGAAAUACCUGUACGACCCUCCAUUCUUGCACUCUCUUGGACAUUCCUAACAGCUUUCUUCACGUCUUUGAUCCCCGAACAACCUCAAGCCAUUUAAAUAUAGCCAUUACAGUUGUUGAGUCAUUUGUCGUCGGUUCUCGGUGUGCACUUCGUUGUGAAUGUUUUCUCUUGAUAUUUAGGAGGAAAUCUUGAAACAUAAUUUUGGAUAUUCAUAUCCACAAGUAAAAGGUUUACCUGCUGCACUUGUUUAUGUAAAGAUCAUGUUUGUAUGCUUCAGGCUUUUAUAUUUUUUUAAGUGUAUUUUCUUUGUAAGUUUCCAAGGCAUUAUUUGGUAAGCAAUAUCACUUUUGAGAGCUCAUUGCACUUGGGUGGUUAAUGUUGUGUGUUAGUGUAAUGAAUAUGACUAUUGUAAUGUAAACAUUCAAUACUUAAUAUAUGCAGAACUUAAGCACAUUAAACUGAAACUUAAAUUUUUUCUUUGCCUACAUUCUUUAUUUGAGCCAGCAAAUGAAGAUAUGGUAUUAGAUGCAUCAUUCUGUUAUCUCUACAAAUUAACAUGUGGGAAUAGUUACUUCAUUAAGUAAUCUCUCACAAACCUUGUUUCGUACAAAGAAAAUUAUGCAUGUAGCUGAAUAUAUGAUUGAAUUGUUAAGUUCAUAUAAAAAAAGAUUAAUUGUAGUAAUACCAUUUCCUGGGGUUAUUGAUACCUGAUGUUUAGCAUCAAGUAGUAGCCAAAGAUAUAUUUAUUUAAGUUUAUUUACAAGUGAAGCAGGUACUAACUUCUUGUGUUGGAAAAAAAUAUGUGAAAUGGAGGAGGUACUGCCCUGAAGAGCGCACACGAGAGGAAGUAAACAAAUUGAUCCUUUAUAUUGAAUAUUAAGCUUUUAUAAAAGCUGAAAUAUUACUUUUUCUUAUGCUGAUUUUGAGAGCCUUGAGGAAUUGAACACACUGAAGUUUAGUAUAGGCAGAAGAGAGGCUUGGUAGUGUGAGGCUAGUGGACACUGUGCAGUAUUAAGGAUAACAUUGUGUUCAAACACGCACCACUCGUAAUGUCAAUGUUACCGCAGCUAUGUAUUGUCACUAUGGAACUUUGAUUUUUACAGCUAGAAUUGAUUAUUAAUUUAGAGUAUUUAUUGAAAAUGGCAAAUUCACUGGACAAGUUGCAAAUUAAUACUUAUUAAUGUCUUCCAUACAAAAUUUUCAGGCCUGAUGAAUUUUAACAUUUUAAGUGUAUUAUGGCAGAUUUUUUUUUUUUCUUUUUUUUUUUUUUUUUUUUUUUUUUUUACUAUGAUAGGUGGAAGAUACAUAUAGCAUUUAAUGAACCAAGUUAUGUCUGUCGAGUUAAGCGAUAUUUAGUCCGUGCCUCGUACAUUAUUUUCAUAUUUAUUAAUGAUGUGGUCAAUUGGCAGUUUACUCUGCUGUAAUCUCCAUGCAAGUGUUCCACCGAAAAGUUCUCUGCCGAUACUUCUGUGUGGCACACCUGGGGCUGCCAGCUUCCUCCAUGUAUAUUGUUAUUCUGUGAUUACCACUGAUAAAGAUUAUUUAUUUUGUACCAUUAUUUACCUAUUGUGCAGUUAUGUGGAUUUUUCAUGUAGAAAGUUUGAGAUGUGUAAUGGAAAGUUUGGUUAUGUACACUUUUUUGUAAUGGAGUCACUUAUUGUAUAUGAUAUUAUAAAGAAUAAAUAUAUAUUAUCUAUAAUGCUUUAUUUUGUAAAUUAAGCAUGAAAGUGUAUUGUACAGAUAAUAAAGGUCAGAAUCAGAAAA
Procambarus clarkii (red swamp crayfish) is the source of this 3210-nucleotide messenger RNA. RefSeq names its product Homocysteine-induced endoplasmic reticulum protein. The record is from RefSeq and is a predicted model, not a curated record. Lineage: Eukaryota; Metazoa; Arthropoda; Malacostraca; Decapoda; Cambaridae. Gene Ontology annotation, biological process: endoplasmic reticulum unfolded protein response. Gene Ontology annotation, molecular function: protein binding.